AUGGCUCGUCGUUCGGCACCACCAGGUUCUGGUCCCGCAUACAUCCCCGCAUCCUUUGGUUCUUCUGCCACCUCCUCACGAGGUCGACUUAACGAAAAAGAAAACGAGGGUGCACUCGGCCGGUUCUACCGCGAGCAGAUUAUCGCGCCGCAAUACCUUGCAGGGAAUAUAUCAAUUUUGACGAGCGUGGUGAUGUUUGGUGCUGGUAUCAUUGCGGUGAGGCGAAAUGUGCUCUGGUUGGAGGGUCGAUGGAUGAAAGGACAAGAACAACGUAAAGGGCUGCGGAUAACCCGUAUCAAUGCCGAGAUAAUCAUGCUUUCUCCACUCCCCCCUCCGCAGCGCGCCCCAAGCUAUUAG
Messenger RNA from Fomitiporia mediterranea MF3/22, 357 nucleotides. RefSeq lists its product as uncharacterized. The coding region runs from base 1 to 357 and encodes 118 amino acids. NCBI's taxonomy places the organism in Eukaryota, Fungi, Basidiomycota, Agaricomycetes, Hymenochaetales, Hymenochaetaceae. The record is from RefSeq and is a predicted model, not a curated record. The transcript has 2 exons.